AAGCGUGUACAUUAAAAUUCAAAACGCUAAUUGGAGGGAAAAGGAGAAAAACAGAGAGAAGAGAACCCAAAUUCGAAAAUCACCAGAAAACCAACUUUGCUCGAAUCAACCAAUCAAUACAAUUUCACGAGAAAAAAUGGCUGAAAUUCUAAGCCCUAAUGCAUCCCUGAAGCAGAGACUCCCCAGGAUUCAAUCUCCAACUGCUCCUUUCUUCUUAGGCUCCAACGACGAUAAGCUCGAGCGCGCCCAGGCCCGAGCCGCACGUGCCGCCGCUAUCCGCCGUAAGCCCAUUUCCGCCCUUGCUACGCCGCCUCCUGGUCAAAAUUCCGAUCCCUGCCUCGAUAAACAACAGAUACUCGUUCUCUUUCGCAAUUGUAUCAAGCUGGCUAGCGAAAAUAAAAUAAAUCAGAAAAACACAUGGGAAUUGAAUUUGAUUGACCAUCUUUGCGAGAUUAUCAAGGUAGAAGAAGAAGAGGAUGUUGAGACCAAUUUUCAAAAGGCUAGUUGCACUCUUGAAGCUGGAGUUAAAAUUUACUCAUUGCGAGUGGAUUCGGUGCAUUCAGAAGCAUACAAGGUCCUUGGUGGGAUUAAUAGAGCUGGUCAAGAGAAUGAACAAGAUGCUUCCGUGGAUAAUGCCAACAUUGACAAUUCUCAAGAGGAAGGGCAUUCCAAAAAGGAGAUAGAUAGAAAGAUUUCACCUUUGUCAACACUGGAAUCAUCUUUUGAGGCCCUUAACGUGAAGAAGUUUGAUGUUGCAUUUGCUGUGGAUCCACUGUAUCAUCAGACAUCUGCACAAUUUGAUGAAGGUGGAGCUAAGGGUCUUUUAUUGAACAACCUUGGAGUCUAUGGAGGGUGUCAAGUGCUCUUUGAUUCACAGGAAGUGCCUGGGAAGCUCACAUCAUUUGGAAACCAACAUGAAAGGCACGAUACAAUUGAUCUUUCUUUUGCUAAAGAUUUCGUUGAACAGAUGGUGCUGAACAUGGAAAAGAAGGAUGAAAUUUCCCCAACUCUAGGAAGUAUAGUCAACCAAUUUGAUGAAGAUAAUAGAAGGAAAUUAGGCAUUUUUCCUCUUCUCCAGAAAUCUUGUCACCAAGUUGAUGACAAUGAUGAAACUUGUAAUGGAGAUGUCCACUUUGAUGAUAAUGCAUUUGGGGAUGGUGGGACUUGGACUUUUGAACAUGAUGAGCAAAGGAGUGUUGUUGAUGAGGACCCUAAUGGUGCAGAUACAUCUUUACCAACUUUUCACGAGGAAAAUGAACCGUUUUCUUUUCACAGUGCUGAAAUGGAUGACAGAUUUGAGAAAGUUGAUAGGUACUUGUUUUUUAAUUUGGGAUUCUCAUCAAAACAAAAUGCUUGGGCAGGUCCUGAUCAUUGGAAGUACCGGAAAGCUAAAGAUGAUCAUUCUACUACUGAGAAAGGAUCACCAAUAACAACAAAGAGAAUAAAGACAAAGAAGCAAGCAGAACUUGAUAUUGAUUUCACAAAAUCCAUGGAUGAAAAGAUACCAGAUAUCUUUGCCCCUCCUAAAAAUCCCAAGUCAUUACUUUUGUCUGCAACUAGAGCACCAUGCAACACAACACUGCCUGAAGAUUGCCACUAUCAACCUGAGGACCUUGUCAAAUUAUUUCUUUUACCAGAUAUAAUGUGCCUUGGAAAGAGAGCAAAAAGGUCCCCAGAUGAACAGAGGCUACAGUCAGAUGAUUAUGGAGCAAUGCCAUCCUGGGAUGAUGGAAGUGGUUUUGGUGGUGAUUUUGAUGACGGGAAUGCUUAUAGUGAUGUGGAGGACCCCAACACACUUGUUUCUCAGCCUCGUCAGGUAAAUAAAAUUGAAGUCCAGUAUGACAAGACUUCUAAGCAAGUCGAUGUCCAAUCACUGAAGGAAACUCUUUGGCACCAUAUACAAGAAUCUCCUCAAAUGUCUAUACAGGAUCAAGAAGAGGCAGUAUCUUUCAAGAAGCUAUUGUCUAGCUUCCCUAGUGAUUGCAGAGCUGCAGCAACUGUGAAUGACAUUUCUCCUCAUUUGUGCUUCAUAUGCUUAUUACAUUUAGCUAAUGAGCAUGGCUUGAGUAUUCUUGGGUGUGCCAACUUGGAUGAUCUCAGGAUUCAUCUCCCUAGCAAUGAUUUAAGAGUUGAUGAAGGGAUAUAACCAAAAGAAAAAAAAAAGAAAAAGAAAAAGAAAUUGAGCGCUACCUUUUUUUUUUUGUCCUUUUUGAAAAUUGUGUAUUAUGAGUACUCUACAAGAUUGUAAAUCUGAGAAAAGAAACAAAAGAAUGGUCCAGUUUUGUUGUAAUGUGCCGACAAGAUAAAUUAUCGUGUAUUUGUACCAGAGACACUUCACACCAACACAACUGAGCUAACAGUUUAUUA
Messenger RNA from Jatropha curcas, 2367 nucleotides. Its product is annotated as condensin complex subunit. The record is from RefSeq and is a predicted model, not a curated record. Gene Ontology annotation, biological process: mitotic chromosome condensation. Gene Ontology annotation, cellular component: condensin complex. Gene Ontology annotation, molecular function: chromatin binding. Lineage: Eukaryota; Viridiplantae; Streptophyta; Magnoliopsida; Malpighiales; Euphorbiaceae.